UGGAAAUGUGUCGGUGACAUUGAAUGGGGGGACGGAGCGCGAGCGAGGCGCGCGCGCGCACACACGGCCCCGCUUGCUCCGAGAUCCCCGGCCACGUAAGUAACUAUUAAUACCGCCUCGCCGGGAGAUGCAGGCGUGCUGAGAGCGGGGAUUGGCCUCGGGCACUGUCGGCCAUCCCCUUCAAUUUUAAAUACACAUUCCUCUCACCUCUAGGGUGGAAAGACCAAAAUAAAAAAAGAAGAAAAGCCGUUGAUUUUCUCCAAAACAAACCCCACCAGGCAAUUUGGGUGUAGGGUAGGGGAAGAAGGACUGGUUGUAAAUUAUUCCGAGGAAAGAUCCAGUUAUCCAGCAGGAAAGGAACGCCGCGGGGUGGCUGGGCUGGGGGUGCGUCCCCUUACAGCGCCCGGAGGACCCCCGGAAGCUCUCGCCUGGGAAAUCGGAGACUACAAGAUCUGCCCCCACUUCUUGCUUUAUUCGGGGGACUUUCUGCAGCGCGAGCGAGCGGCGGCAAUAUGAGCCUGUGCUGACCUCCGCCCGGUGGGCCAAGCCUUGGGCUUUGUCGCGGUACCUGCGCCUGGCCCACGCCGCAACUCUGCCCAGCUUUUGCAGUCUUUUGUUGGCAGCGCUGACCGCUCUAAGUUAAAUACUCCCUUGCUAUUUUUUUUUUUUUUUGUCUGUUUGUUUAAAUUUUGGAGAUCUCUUGCGAUCUUGGAAAAGCCUCAGACGCCAUCUACAGUUAAAACGUAGGUAACUACUCUCUCCGGCAACCCCCCCCUUCCACGCCCCCCACCCUUUCCACCAAAAAAGGGGGUGCAGCGCGGAUUCUGUCUGCCGUGCGGCGCGAGCCGGUAGACCCGUGCUUAUUUCCUUUUUCUUUCUGUUUGGUUUCUAACGCUUUGAAACCCAACUGCUGCUGUGCGCUCCCCGAAGACUGAACAAACUACGGCAGGGCUCCUCCGCCCCGUCUGCGAUUCGGAAGCCUGCGUGGGGAUCGCUCCGGGAGACCCAGCGCGGCAGCUCCCCACCAUAGCAGUCCUGCUGCUCGUCUAGAUCCACGUUGGAAAGAGAGAGAGAGAAACUAAAAGUGCGGAGAUUCUGCAAAUCUCUGGCUCUGGGGUAACAAAAGGACCCGAGUUGCUGCCGACCGAAUACCCCCGGGAGCCGGGCUCGGCGCAGACAAGGUGCCCGGCGGCGCCCAUUCGGGGGCUUCUAACUCUUUAUCCACAUAGCCCCCUUCCGUCCCCUCCCCUCUCGUUCCCUUUUAAAUCCGUGGCACGGAGGCGCCUGCAGCAGCACUCGCCAGCGACUCGGCUCUCCAGCGGGUUUUGUGUUUGUCGAGUGCGAUCCCCACACUCAUGAACAUACACAGGUCUACCCCCAUCACAAUAGCAAGAUAUGGGAGAUCGCGGAACAAAACCCAGGAUUUCGAAGAGUUGUCGUCUAUAAGGUCUGCCGAACCCAGCCAGAGUUUCAGCCCGAACCUCGGCUCUCCGAGCCCGCCGGAGACUCCGAACUUGUCGCAUUGCGUUUCUUGCAUCGGGAAAUACUUAUUGUUGGAACCUCUGGAGGGAGACCACGUUUUUCGUGCCGUGCAUCUGCACAGUGGAGAGGAGCUGGUGUGCAAGGUGUUUGAUAUCAGCUGCUACCAGGAGUCCCUGGCCCCAUGCUUUUGCCUGUCCGCCCAUAGCAACAUCAACCAAAUCACCGAAAUUAUCCUGGGGGAGACCAAGGCCUAUGUGUUCUUCGAGCGAAGCUAUGGGGACAUGCAUUCCUUUGUCCGCACCUGCAAGAAGCUGAGGGAGGAGGAGGCGGCCAGACUCUUCUACCAGAUCGCCUCGGCGGUGGCCCACUGCCACGACGGGGGGCUGGUGCUGCGGGAUCUCAAGCUGCGGAAAUUCAUCUUUAAGGACGAAGAAAGGACUCGGGUCAAGCUGGAAAGCCUGGAGGAUGCCUACAUUCUGCGGGGAGGCGACGACUCCCUCUCCGACAAGCAUGGCUGCCCCGCGUACGUGAGCCCGGAGAUCCUGAACACCAGCGGCAGCUACUCGGGCAAAGCGGCCGACGUGUGGAGCCUGGGCGUGAUGCUCUACACCAUGCUGGUAGGGCGGUACCCUUUCCAUGACAUUGAGCCCAGUUCCCUGUUCAGCAAGAUCCGGCGUGGCCAGUUCAACAUUCCAGAGACCCUGUCACCCAAGGCCAAGUGCCUCAUCCGAAGCAUCCUGCGGCGGGAGCCCUCAGAGCGGCUGACCUCGCAGGAAAUUCUGGACCAUCCUUGGUUUUCUACAGAUUUUAGCGUCUCGAAUUCAGGAUAUGGUGCUAAGGAAGUGUCUGAUCAGCUGGUGCCGGACGUCAACAUGGAAGAGAACUUGGACCCUUUCUUUAACUGAGCUCAUGCCUCACGGGGACCGAGCAAGUACCAGGAGUGGGAGGGGAGCAGAAGGGAGUUCUUCCAGGAAACACGUAUCACCUGGCGUGGCAGCAACAAGGACACUGACACUCACACGGUUCUUGGUUCAAAGAAGGAAAACCUUCAAGGAGCUGACUGAACAUGUAGCAUGGGGACAAGAGUUAUGGGACAGGGGUCGGGACCCGGGUCUGGUUGGCUGGAUGGGAGCCUCCUGAAGCUUCUCCUCCUUGAUGUAGACCCCGGAGGCCACCCAUCAAUUGGGCCAUUUCCACCUACCCCACUUUCCGUUUUGUUCAAAAAUAGCUACAGACCCUGACAGAAUCAGAACUCUCUGCCUCAAACACACAUCUUGGCAUCGCACUGUUAGCGUUUAACUUCUUGUUAUGAUUCAGGGAAGGUACAAUUGGCCAAGGAUUUUUUUUUUUCCGUUUCAAAUAAGCCAACCACCUGUCUGAUAAUUAAUGGGGUUCAUUAAAAAAAAAAAUUCGGUGCACACAGACCGACAUGAAACCUGGGUGCUAAACUAAAAGGAAAUAAAAAUCCAGUUUGUGUCUCUUAAUUGCGCUCUUCAACUCAUUUCUUCGAAAUAAACCAUUUAAUAGCCUGGUCAGGAAAUGACAGGUCAAUGCUUUGCUCCCUGAAGGGGGGGAAAAAAAAUCUGUCAUUUAACGAGAUAUUCUGUUUUGUGUCAAAUGGUUUGUGGCAAGAAGCUAUGAGAAGUCAAACUUCUAGAUGCAUUUUUUACUGCUAUCGUAGUUUAAAGAAAGGAAAGAAGGGCAGAAAAAGAAAAAAGAGAAAUUGAACUCAAGUUUUUCCUUUGAGUGGCAAGGGCUGCCGAGACGAAAGCAGCGGCUUGAGAGAGUGGGGCACUGCAACAUCGCUUUCAACAUUCUGUCUUUGUUUUACUGAAAACUAGUGAAACAAAGCAGGUUGUCCCACAUGUAUAAAAUACAGGGCAGCUAUUUAGUUUUCCUUACGAAGAAUGAUUCUUUUGGCUUCGGAGGCCCUCUGGUUUGGACAAAAACCCUCAGUAGAGACAAGUGGGAAGGAAAACAAGCUGAAAGCUGGGGCGAUAUAAAUAAAAACAGCUCUCUAUCCCAAUACGCACCUUUGUAUUUUCAAGAACUGUUCUAUUUAUUAAGGAAAAUGUCACAUUGUGAUGUAUUAAGCCAGUACUUCAAUUACGGGUUGACUUGGGGUGACAUGUUACAUGCUGUAGUUAACAUUUAUAUAUAUAUUUUUUUCUUGUUUGAGUAUUUCUGUCCCUGAAAUAAUCUCUUCUUUGGCUUUCCUAGAUAGCUUGAUUUGAUUUCGAGUGGCAAAUGUUUUCUUCUUAUGGCUUUUCUAUUGCUGUAUGAUACAGAACUCUUUUGGCAUAAAUAUUUGUGUUUCCAGUACCUCAGUUGGAUUUUACUGCCUGUACACGUUUUGUGAAAUGGUCAUGUUUUUGGGUAGGUAACACGUGGACUCUAGGAUGUAAAUGUUACUUGAAUCUGUGCUUCACUAGAAUAUGUGGCAUGUAUGUGCAGACCCUGGAUGUUUCUGCCUGCUCAGCAGGAGCCCGGCCUUCGCAUUCCCAGGAGGGCGGCUGAACCGUUUCAGAGUCGGGAGACAAGGCGGCCAUGGAUUUGCCCAUGAUUCUGUUUUGAUAAUGGCAAAUGUAAAGGAGAGAGGUUUUUUUACAUUCUGAAGAUGGUGCUGUGUCAAGAAGGACCUGUUUUUCUCCCCUCUUCCCUAUUUUUUAACUAUCCGGUAGGAGGAAAGAGCGGUGACAUGCAUGGUGGGGAUCCAUGGCCUCUGGUGCUUUGUCCUGUAUUUGGUUGAAUGUUUUUGUCCUAAUCUCUUCAAUCAAUAAAAUUGUGCGUAUUUAACUAAAA
Manis javanica (Malayan pangolin) is the source of this 4284-nucleotide messenger RNA. It is a transcript of the gene TRIB2, whose product is annotated as tribbles pseudokinase 2. Gene Ontology annotation, biological process: regulation of MAP kinase activity; positive regulation of proteasomal ubiquitin-dependent protein catabolic process; protein phosphorylation. Gene Ontology annotation, cellular component: nucleus. Gene Ontology annotation, molecular function: protein kinase activity; ATP binding; mitogen-activated protein kinase kinase binding. NCBI's taxonomy places the organism in Eukaryota, Metazoa, Chordata, Mammalia, Pholidota, Manidae. The record is from RefSeq and is a predicted model, not a curated record.